Molecule: messenger RNA, 6906 nt
Organism: Xyrichtys novacula (pearly razorfish)
Lineage: Eukaryota; Metazoa; Chordata; Actinopteri; Labriformes; Labridae
Source: the annotation of a GenBank genome assembly
CUUCAACAUCUGUGCUGUUUCUGCUUCUGAUCAUUUUAUAUUGACUUUUAUAGUCCAUAGGAGUUCCUGUUAGCAUGUGUGCGAUCUUCAUAAAAGCAGUUGAAAGGUUCAUUACACAUUAACCAUUGUGUGUUGGAAAACAACUAUAGAUACUGGUGAACUGUGUAGGGCUACUGUGCUGUUUAUGACCGCUGAUAAUAUAAUAAAAAACAGACUCUAAAGAGAGGAGGAGCAACAAGCUUCUCCAAGAAACUGGCAUUAAGCAGCCAAGUCCAAGUCAGUUCCUGCACUAUUUAGACGACAAAGAGCUUUGAAGAGUCGAGUUUUCCAGCUCUUUUUAAGGGAAGGAAAAUUAAGGGACACAGAGAAACGAAGAGCAAUUAUCUGAAGAUUUGUUUUACGAUAUCUCAAAAUGCUGCCCAAGGUUAUAUCAGCCAUAUGUUUGUCACUUUGGGUCAGUUCAUGUGUCGUCAGCUCAGCUGAGGACAUAUACAUGACCAGAGCUUUGAAACUGAUGUCUCGGACUCCUCUCAUUGACGGGUAAGUGAGAACCUCUGAAGUCCUCUGUAAAAGAUCCCUUCUGGAAGCAAUUUCAUCUUUGUGUCAGUGAGCCCAAACAAGCAGCUCCUCUGUCUGCAGUUAAACCACGGCUCAUUGUAACCUUUCAGACACAAUGACCUGCCUUGGCAACUUCGGAAGCAGUAUAACAACCAGCUCAGCAAAGUGGAUCUUCACACACUGAACACAACACACACCAAUAUCCCAAAGAUCAUGGAGGGGCGCCUGGGAGCACAGGUACAAACAGAACACGGUCAACUGGGAAAUUUCAGAGCAGUCAGUUUAUUUAGUAUGUGCAAGUCUCCAACUCCCCUACAGAUACUUUUAACCUCUUUUUUGCUUCAUGUUAUCAUCCUCAUUCUUUUGCCAGACCUGUCAAUUCGUCAAAAUAUAAAUUUCUGUUGGAACAACAACUGACAUAAGAGUGGCAGAGACUCUUUUGGGAGAAAGGCAUGAUUUGAACCUGAAAUAAUAUCCCAGUUUUAAUUUUAAUCCUCUCACCAGCUGCUGAAUAUGAGGCAUGAGAGAAAAUCGUCACGUAAAAUAUCAAGAUACCUGUGCUGAGAAUUAAAUUCAAUCUCUGUGCUGAGCAAAGUAAAGAUUGAAGGCAUGUUUGAAGAGUAGGAUUUUGCAUUCGCAGUCAGCAUGGUGUUCAUCUUAUAUGCAUUCAAAACAAGUUUUAAAUCAUAAAAGUUUUGUUGAACAGUAUUCAAAACAAACUAACUGGAAAAAGCUCGGCUUGGAGUCGAUGCAGAGACAUACACCUCAGUGUCAUCUGCAUAUAAAUGAAAGUUUUGAUAAAUAUCAGAGCAAACUGAGACUAGAAAAAGCUUGGUCUAGAGUAGAUACAGAGCAGUACAUCUCAGAAUCAUCUGCAUGUAAAUGAAAGUUUUGAUAAACUGAAUUUAUGUACGGAAUAAAAAGUAGCGGUCCCAACACUGACUCUCCUUUUUGUCACAGUAAGAGAGCUAGACAUGCAGCCUUCUACCUGCACACUCUGAACAAUGAUUAUUUUAUCAUGUGGAAUGUAUUGACUGUAAAUCUGUUUAACUUUCCUACACAUACAGCUGUUGUCAAUAUGUUCUGUGAAAGAGGAACCUUUAAGUCUUAUAAAUUACUUUCCCUUCCAUUUUGCUCUUAGUUCUGGUCAGCCUAUGUCCCCUGUGACACUCAGUACAAAGAUGCAGUCAGACAAACUCUGGAGCAGAUUGAUGUGGUUCACAGGAUGUGUCAAAAAUACCCAGAAACCUUCAUGUUUGCCACAACUAGUGCGGGUAAGACUUCAAGCACUGCAAGUAAUUUCAGAUUCAUUUAAAGUGUAGUGUAGACUUUACAUAGCUGUGCCUUUUCAUACUCAUUUCUACUAAAUAACUCUCCAUCUUUCAAAUCUGAACCUUACAGAAAUCAUGACGGCCUUCACUUUGAAGAAGACAGCCAGCCUGAUUGGGGUGGAGGGAGGUCACUCCAUCGACAGCAGUCAGGGCACCCUGCGCACCAUGUACCACCUGGGGGUCCGCUAUCUCACCCUUACACACUCCUGCAACACACCAUGGUAAGAGCUAGCCCACCACAGGUUUGUGCCGUUAAGUGGAAUGAGGCUUUUGAACUGGAGCUUUAAAUACCUGACAUGCGUCAUUUUCACAAAUACAUGACAAACACACUGGUGGUUUAUACGGGCUGCAUAAUCUGGUCUCUCCUUCUGCUCUGUAAAAGCCAUUAGUGUCUUGAUCCAAUACUUUACUCAUACUUUCAGCACCCACCAACCACUUACAGGCUCUGACAAGGGCUUUUUAAGAUAUUAGCCCAUGGCCCCUAUAUUUCUGUGUGUAAAAAAAACUGAGAUGUGAAACACAAUGAACGCUCUGCCUUUGUAAUAAACAAUUUAAUCAUUAACUUGGAUCAGUGAUGCCAAGAUCACACAAGGGCAUGCAACUAUGAACAUGCAAAGGAGGCGAUGUGUCCCUGUUAGGAGUUAUGAGGUCCUAAUUUAUGGGAAAUGGAAACAAAAAAAAAACACCUCUGGUAAAAAGUCCUGCAUUGUUGCCGUGCCUUUCACUUCCAUAUGAAAAUGUAUCCAAAGAUUCAAACAAGCAGUUCUCUAACCAGAUAAAGGCUGUGGCUGCUCUCUCAUUAGCGCCUUCAUUAAUGUAUGACUGCAUCGACAACCACAUGUUGGCUGAUUUGGAGUGUGUUGAGGAAAGUACGGGGGAUUCCUGCAGAUUUUUAUUACACUCCAGCCAGCUGGAUCAGAUUCUACUGAAAACAAUGCAACUUUAUUAAGUUUCAGCGACGGGAACUGGAACCAUAACUGGUUUAUUCAGUUUUAAUAAAGGAAGGCAAUAGAGAACACGUCUCAACAACAACUCUUAAACUGUCUGUAUUCAAUUUUGCACAAAAACUUGAAACCCCUGAGAAUAAAAUGUGCAGAUGUGUUUUAUGGCUUUACUUUGGGGAUUCAAAGUUUGUGUUUGUUUUCUCAUUAGGGCGGAUAACUGGCUUGUCGACACUGGGUCAGAGCCAUCUGAACAUGACGGUCUGUCUCCUUUUGGAAAGGUCAGUGUACAACUGUUGUAGAUCAGGUUAGGCAACAAGUUUUUGUCUUGAAAACUUUGUGUGCCGGUUUACUCCCAAAGUUUUUUAUUCCAGUUUAGUUUAUUACAUGUUGGACCAGGUUCAAGAGAAGUAAAACAGAUGCGUGCAGUAAAAAUGUCCCCUCCUCCUGAAAUAAAACGCCCAAUUCUAGAUAAUAAAUGUCUAACGUAUUUAAUCUUCAACUCUGUAGAUAUGUGUCCAUAAAAGGCAAUCAGGUGUCUUUUUUAUUGUCUGGGCACAUUUACUAAAAAACACUGUUAAAACUUUACAGUCAAAUAAUGUGACAUAAUGUGCAAACCUGCUCUCUUAGGUCACAUUUUUUACGACAAAAGAAAGAAAAAUAUCAACAGAAAUAGGAAAAAUGAUUAGAGAUGAUAUAAAAUUAUCACGUACUUGUGCACAACAGCAACUGAUUCAGGAAAUGAACCGUAUGGGGAUGCUGAUCGACCUGGCUCAUGUGACCGUCAAAGUCAUGAACCAGGUGCUGGACAUGUCCAUAGCCCCUGUCAUCUUCAGCCACUCCUCUGCCUACAGCAUCUGUCCGCACAAGAGAAACGUCCCUGAUGAUGUUCUGAGGAGAGUGGUAAGUAUAUGAAGAGAAUCGGUUAUCUAGAGCACUCAGUAAUAUUAUUACGUAACUAACUGCACUCAGACAAGGGGAGGUUGGGGUGAAGUAUCUUACCCAGGGAUGCUUCAACGUGUGGAUGGCAGGAACUGAGAUAGGACCCCUGAACUUCCUAGUUAGAUAGAGAUGAUCCAAAAGUUUGAGUACUCAUCAGCCAAGUGCAUUUAUUAUAACAAGAGAGCUCAUUUCAAGGUUCAAGGUUCAAGGUUAUUUUACUUGUACUCGUAGGAGAUUUGGCUUACGGUAAAUGAGUAAGCCUCCUGUUACACAAGCAACCAACUCAGGGUAAGAUAUGAUAAACAAAGUGAAGACAGUGCUCAACUGUAAAAGAGUUAUCUUAGUGAAAACAAAAGAUAGUAAUUAAAACAAGGUACAAUAAAAGCGGAGAGAAAUUAAAUGAACCAAUCGAUCGAUAAAAUACACAGUAAAUAAAAAUAAGUUCAAAUGUGCCGAGAGUAAAAAUAAAAUCAAAUGAAACAAGAUAUAAAGAUCCAUUUAUAGUUUCAGCCUUCUGAACUAUUUUAGAUUUGAUUCAGACAGUUCCUGUUUUGUAAGGACAAGUUCCCAAACGGUGACACCAAUAAAACAGACUCGAUAGAGACGGGUCAAAAAGUGGCGCUUUGGGUUUUGUGAUGUGAAAAGAAACCGUUUUCUCAGUUUUUGUCAAAGUAGUUUCUUGUCAGUCAUUGAUCUGAGAUAUUUGUACAUUUAAUUACACCUCACUUUUUUUAUCCUGUAUGAUUUCAGAAGACAAUAAUCAUGUCGUUGGUUUAGGAGAUGUUGAUCAGGAGAAAAGUCAAAUAGAUUCAUAAGUUACCAUGAUAUUAAUGCAGUUGAAACCUGCAUCAUGGGUGUCAGAUUAUAUAGAUUUUCAGUGCUAAGAAAUAAACUUGAUUUCCCUGUCAGAGAUCCAAGGGUAAAAAAACAAGACCAUUUAGAUUUCAACAGCUGAGAUGCUAAUUAAAUUCUGUUGGAAAUUAGUGCUCAAGCUUUCCUGUAAACUCACAAAAUCAUUUAAAUCCGUCAAAGAGAUUUUCAUGAGUGGACCUAGAAAAAGGUCAAAUCAGCUCCGAUACAACUUCAUCUCAAACCUGUGGUAAUUUUAGGAGAAACAUUCAAAUACUUGGACCUAUUUGUUUAAUUUUUAGCUAUAUUGAUGUGAACUAUGUGCUAACAAAAGGUUGAUAAACUGCAAUUUUAAUCUGAAACGUGUCAAAAACAAGUUUUUAAAAAUCUGAAAAUAAACAACAUUAAGAGUAAACUAAACAAAUUCACUCUACAAUUAGAAAAAUGUAAAGUGCACAGAAGCACAUCAUUGAAUCAACUGUUUCAGUAUUUCCGAGCUAUUUCCCUACCUCUGUUUUUAUAUCUGAGUAUGAAAAAAGCACAAAGUACAGCUGUAGACAGCCUGGCAGCAGUCAAAUGACCGUCAGUCAUAACAUCAUGACACACCAUAAAACGGUCUUUAUGUCACUAAAGGACUGAAGAGGUUAUUCAACAGCUCAUGUCUACUUCACCUACGUAAUACCUCACUGACAGGCAAUAAAACAGCAAAGAAGAAGAGAGGCUCCAUAAAACAACAAACUGAUAAAAAGCGGCUCAGUUAAAACCAGGAGACAGUAAAUGUGACAGAUAAGGACUGAAAGGUCAAUACCCUCUUGUACUCGAGUCAAAGUGAGUUUGAGCGCAUCUCUUGGCCCUGUUCCCUGUUCUACACGUUCAGUCCCUGUAGACACACUCCUGACUGACAAAGCAGAAAUGACAGAGUGUAAACUUACUGACCCAGAAACGCAGAUCUAUAGGGAGGAACUCUAACAUCCUGUCUGUCUCUGCAGAACCAGACAGAGGGAAUCGUCAUGAUCAACUUCUACAACGACUAUGUGACCUGCAGCAAGACGGCUAAACUCUCAGAUGUUGCUGGUAAACGCCUGAUAUGACCAUAAGAGCUACUCCAAAAUUGUUCAUUAUUGAUUAAUUAAUUAUUAAUCAUUCCGUCUGUGUUCAUCCUCUUUACUCACACGGUUUCUGCUUUCAUCUCAGAUCACUUUGACCAUAUUAAGAAAGUAGGCGGGGCAGGCAUUAUUGGUUUUGGUGGAGAUUAUGAUGGAGUCACAAGGUAAAUCCAAACAUUCAAACCAUGAAAUAAUCAAAGACAAAUAUACAGAUCUAAAUCAAGAGGUUUAGCAAAUAAUCGGAUGUCCUCCUCUCAGACUUCCUGAGGGUCUCAAGGACGUGUCCAAGGUGCCCAGGCUGGUGGCUGAACUGCUGAGGAGAAACUGGACGGAUGAAGAGGUGAACGCUGCCCUGGGAAAAAACCUGCUCCGUGUCUUUCAACGUGUAGAGAAGGUGAGGAAAAACACACUCACACACAACACGCAUGAACUUGAGUGCAACAACAUGCACAUCUUUCUCCUAUAUUGUUUUCAAAUAUAUCCAUGAUUAUACAGACUUUUAGCUCCUGUAAGGACUUUUUAGCUGGUUAUGAAACAGGCUGAAGUUAACUCUGAUAUCUCUGAGUGGUCUAUUAAAGCAACUAGAUUGAUUAUUUCUUUAUCGACCUUUUAAGCCUGAAACUAUCAUCACAAGGUCGGCAUUAGAUGAAGUGUCAUCAAACUGCAGAAAGAGCAUGUAGUUUCAAUCUUUGACCAUAGCAAAGAUCCUCAAUAAUAAUGAUAAAAGACUAUGAAUAGAGUGAUUGAAUCUGCUCUAAUCCAACUGGUUCUAUUCAAGAAUCUGAAAAUAAAUUAUAUUAAAAGUAAAAGCACAUCAUUGAAUCAACUGUUUUAGUAUUUUCGAGCUAUUUCCCUAUCAUCGUUUUUAUAUCUGAGUAUGAAAAAAGCACAAAGUGGUUCUAUUCAUAAAGGAGUGCUUUAGUAACAGGUGAAGCCUGCGAGUGAAGAGACACCUGUCAUUGUCUAUGUCUGCCGCUUGACAGUCGUGUCUCUGUGUGUCAGGUGCGAGACGAUCUGAGAAAAACUCAGCCGGAUGAUGUCCCUAUCCCGUACGAGGAGGUGGAGAACACAUGUAGAACGAGCCAUGGGUACCAAGACUCAGGAGCUGUCCGUCCACUCAGCACCGUGGCCCUCCUGCUGACUCUGGCUCUCCAGCUUAUAACCACGUUAACAUCUUAG